GUGUUUCCUGCAGUAUUGGAAGGCAGCAGUUGAUCUAACGUGACCAUGAUGCAUUGCGAUCAGCUGACACAGUGUGCUGGGAUCAGAGAUGGGCCACGAGUGGAAGUCAGAGAUCAUUUUACGUUGUGUCGCACAGCAAAAAUGUCGGCAAUGCUUUAUUUCGCCUAAACUAAAGAAAACUAUCCUACUGUGAGAUACUUUCCUCCACAGCUGGUGUCUGACAUUCACUUAAACUACCUCACAAACGGAUAAAAAUUUCGUUGUCUGGGAAUCCGAAGUGAAACGUUUUAGGCUGUUUUUAGUUGUUUAACGGCAUUUUCAAUCCCACUACCCACCCAUGAGUCAUUGCGGGACCAGGGCACUGGAGUAUUUUUUGCCCUGGGUUUGACCUCUCAGGAAAGCACACAUAGGAGCUGUGCAAUCUCCAUAUAUUACAGAAGGUAGCAGUGUUAAGAUUUAUGCUACAUAAGGUUGGAUAAGGUUUGUUAUAGCCGACAAAUUAGUUUUUGUCUGCAGUCUGUAAAGAAUAGCUGCCUGACAGCCUUGCCUCCGGGUAAAUCUUUUCGUGGUAAAAUGUAGUUCGCUGCAGUGCCCUCCACCGGUGUUACGGCUAGUGGUGGCAGGCCGGCGCUCUCCUAGUUAAAGAGUCUCUGUAGUUUGCCUUCUUGACACACCUUUUGUUGUCUCGUCGAGCUGGAGUCAGCUAACGGUUGCUACCGAGCAUCACCCGUGUCGACUGCCCGACAGCGGCGAAGUGAAGUCGGGGAUAAAGAGUUACUCUGAAGCCGAGGGAGCCGAGAAGUAACGGCCAACACCCUGCCAGGAUGAGUGGUGAUGAAUUGAAUCCAGCUGCAGUGGCUCAGCCAGUAGAGGAUGUACAAGGAGAUGGACGGUGGAUGUCACAGCACACAAGAUUUGUGCAGGAGUGUAAGGAUGGUGAACCAGAUGUGCUUUUUGUGGGGGAUUCUAUGGUACAACUAAUGCAGCAGUAUGAGGUCUGGAGGGAGUUGUUCUCUCCUCUUCAUGCACUCAACUUUGGAAUUGGAGGGGACACCACCUGUAACGUGCUGUGGAGGCUGCAGAAUGGAGAGCUGGAGAACAUUCGUCCCAAGGUGGUGGUGUUGUGGGUAGGAACCAACAAUUACGAACACACAGCAGAGCAAGUUGCAGGAGGAAUUCUUGCCAUUGCACAACUGCUCACCUCCUGCCUACCCAAGGCAAAGAUAGUUGUAAUGGGCCUGUUGCCUCGAGGGGAGCGGCCCAACCCGCUGAGGGAGAAGAAUGCUGCCAUUAACGGGUUUCUGCGCUCCUGGCUGCCUCGUCUGGGCCAGGCUCAGUUACUGGAUGUUACCGCGCCGUGGCCAAGCCCCUCAGCGACCUGCUGCUUCAGAUACUGGACGAGACGCCAGAGGAGAGGCGGGCGUCACUGGUUUGAGGGCCGUGGCUGAACAGCACAUUAUCCAGAGGCCUGUCUCACCCGCUGCUGUGGGAGAUGGGGGAGACAAGCCCCUGGUAUCUGGAGGAGGAAGGGCUCACUCAUAGGGGGGAAGAGAUACCCUGAUGUGAGUGGGCCCAUGAGGGGUGUGGGAUAACAUUCAUGAGUGGAGGGUUGGGUGUGGAGAGGUGCUGAAGAGGGAGAGAGACCUCACUACAGACAUAGACACUGUGAUUGCAGUAGUAAGCUCUAUUGCAAAAGGAUUUACCAAGGUCAGACUACUCUGAAUAAUAGACAGAUAUACUGAGAUCAUGUGGGACUGCAGUGGCACACACACAGAUUAAUCUUGGCCUGUGGAUAAAAUGAGUGCAUCCCUCCGUCACUUUUGCCACGGAGACAUGAUAGAAAACAGAAAAACCCAAUUUAAUUUGUUUGAUGUCCGAAAAACUGUUAACUGCGCGGCCUCUCUAUUAACACAUGAGAAGUCCAGCGCACAACAUACAGUAGGCAGAACGUUAUCUAACAUUGUACAAUGUUAUGAGUCUGAAGUAUACUACAGAGCAGUGGUUCCUAACCUGGUGGUCAGGGCCCCCCAAGGAGUGCCAAGAAACAUCUGCGCAUCAGAAGAAAGAAAGAAGGAAAAUAUUAAGAUUACAUAGAACUAUUUUUUUUUCUCUGACGUUUCUUUUUUUUCUUUUUUUAACACUUGAUACUUCCACCUCUUCAGGCUUUUAAAAACCCUAAAAACCCUAAUGAAACAAUUGGAGAAGUAAAAAUUACUCCUUUGUGUGACAUUGCUUCCUUUUUAAGGGACCACAAGUCAAAAAGGUUGGGAACCACCGCUACAGAGUGGCUACUGCUGAGAUGCACAUGAUGUAUUAGAGCGAGCGGUAUUUAAGAAGAACUCUUACAAUUAGACGAUUUUGCUUACAGUGUAAUUGUGCAACACAAAAAAUAUAUAAAACAACUUACACAAAUUUACUCUGAUAGUUUUGUCAGUCCAGUUCUUUGUGUACUAUGUCAUAUACUCAGCCAGAUAAGGAGCACGUUGUCUACUAAAUGUUCCGUUUUGAACUCAGUAUGUAACUAUUUAGAUGUCUUUACAAAUUGUUAAUCAAUAUAAAAUAGAUCAGUGGAUAUCUGGGGAGACCACACAUACAGUAUUCAUUUUGUGUGACCUGAAACAUCACUGAACUAGAUGCUCAACUCAUACCUGAUGUUGGUGUUCACUGCAUGCAUGUUUUAAGGUGAGCCUCAGCUUUGGCUUUAGAAAGUCGGCCAACGCUUCUGUAUUACAUUAAGUGUACAUUAAUUAUUUAUGUACAUUAAAUGAGUGAAUGUAUCAUGUAUUCAUAUGUAUCCAUUAGUGAUGUUAAGCUGUUGAAUCUGCUUGUCCAAUAAUCUACAUAGGUCUUCCAAACAACCCCAACCCUGCUCCUUACAUGUAAAGCUUCUUUCAUAUCCAGAGAGUGUAUUUACAAUUUAUUUGUAGAAUUACAUUUCAUCAUUUAGGUCCAAAAAAAUCUACUACGGUAUUUCAUUUCAAAGUCUAUAAAAGGAGUAGUUAACACAUUUCAAUUUGUUUUUUAUUGCUAAACUAAGUCCUGCUAGCUUUCUAAUAUGUGCUCCUAGCCACUUCUCUACUGUGUCCUGAGUAUCUUUUCAAGGACACUUUUGAGUAGAAAAAAUAUAAUUUCAGGCCAUGUUAUUCUAGUGUUCCAGUGCAACAGUGCACUUGAUUUUAAUUUUUCACGACAAACUAAGACAUUUUGAGACAAACAGGUGGUUGUCACAUUAGUGCCAGUCCUCCUGCCUUCAUCUUAUGUUGCUAAUCAUAACAUGAGUUAUUCCUUAUGAACACAGAUUGACGUGGGACAUGCACUGUUUCUUCCUGUGCCUGUAUCUCAAACUAAUAUGUCCAUAUAUUCAUGGUCAGACCCUCAGACUUUGACUAGCACAGGCUCUCUCUCCCUCACCCUCCUUAAUACAUGAAUAUACAGUGUUUUCUCUUCGAAGCACGUUUUCAUUCUAUUUCUCACCACCUCUUUAUUUCUGUCACUGUUGUAUUUGUAGUUGACUCCAGCCCUGCCUCCCUGGGACCUGACAUCUCUACAUGGUAUAGUAAUUGAAUUUCAUUUAGGAAUAAAAAAAAUCGCCACAUGGUUAAGCUACUGAACACAGCUAUACUGAAUAUUGUCACGCUAAAUGCUAAAAAGCAAUCACAGGUCAUGUAAAUAAAAACAUUCGUCUGUGAGCUUAUACUGUAGCUAUUUCUCCAUGGCUUCAGUUCUGUUCAAAUUGUGGCUGAGAGUGUCAUGUCGAGGAUCAGAUUAUACUGCUGUCUUAAGAUCUGCACAUUCGCGUGCUGUGUUAAAUAUAAAUAGUGUAUGUGUGUGCCUUAAGUGUUCAUGGAGGACGGCUGUGCACAGUAUGUCUGGUACUGGAUUGUGUAAGUUGGAUGUAUGAGUGUUUAGAAGUGACCACAGUUGUAUAUAAGACACGUGAAGAUUGAGAAAAUAAUGCCUGAAGAGGGUUCAGAUUGGGGGAGUCUGUGUGUGGUGCAAUACAGUAUUUGCACUGUUUUGACUUGCUGUCACGUUAUUGCAUUAAAGCAU
Messenger RNA from Xiphias gladius (swordfish), 4050 nucleotides. RefSeq names its product platelet-activating factor acetylhydrolase 1b, catalytic subunit 2 (gene pafah1b2). Bases 825 to 1448 code for a protein of 207 amino acids. The transcript is spliced from 7 exons. The record is from RefSeq and is a predicted model, not a curated record. NCBI's taxonomy places the organism in Eukaryota, Metazoa, Chordata, Actinopteri, Istiophoriformes, Xiphiidae.